AUGUUCACCCUCUGUCUGUCGAGCCUCCUCUACCUGUGGCUAGCAGUUUACGACUUCCCUGGCGUCUUGGACGGCCACACCCUUACCGUUCCUUAUCGCUCCCACGCAUACGCCUACGCAGCGCAUGCACUAUACAUCGCACCGCUUCCAUCCGGCACCAGCGAGGUUCAGUUGGACGGAAGAAAUGAUCCAGAACUGGUCGCAAAGGUGCAGCGUCGCUCGAACCGGCAGCAAGCAUUAGAGGACGAGGUGAACGGGUACCUGCGCAGUGUGGGCAUCGAACGCGAUCGCCCCGUCCGUGUGCGCUUCCACAUCUUGUCGAAUUAUGUGGACUGGAAGCUCUGUACCGCGGUCGGUGCAGCUGCACUGGGCGGCUUCAGCAUUCCCGUGACAGGCUUCAACGCCUCCUACUCGCACAUCCACCGCUUCAACACCUACCUCGACUUUGUCAAGCAGGAAGGUCUGCGCGACGAGGACAUCGUCGUCACGCUGGACAGCGACGUCUUCUGGACCGGGGCGGAUUUUGUACCAUUUUUGAAGAAGUUUGCGCGUUUCUCGCCGGCGACGGAGGCGGAGCUCGACGUGGCCGCCGUGCGGGCGUGGGAGGACUACGGCGAGAAGAAGGCGCCGCUUUUUAUGGAGCGACUGCAGAAGCAAGGGGCGCCGCACCACCCAAAGCGGCCAUCGAUGCAGCUGCCGCCGGUGGUGUACAACGCGGACGAUCAGUGCUGGUGGGGGCAGCACUCGGAAGGCUUCGUGCGGUGCCCCGCUGCGUUUGCGGCGAUGGAGCAUCUUAUUGAGGCGGCGCGCAACGGCAAGUCUAGCUACACCAGAGCCUCGCUGGGCUCCUACACCCUGCAGUGUGCGACGGACGUGCGGCGUGAGUUAGGGAUCGCUUUUGCUGGUGGCCGGCAGUGGAUGAAGGAUAGCAUCUUUAACGUGCCCAAUGCCAACUCGCCCUACGCCAUGCAACGCGCCGUUUCGCCGAGUGACCCACUGUUUUACCGCGUCAGCACCGUCAAUAGGGCGAACCCGAUCAAUUUAUUGAAUGGUGGCAUGCAUGUGUCGCGUGUGUGGGCGCUUCGCCACCUGGCCAGCACCAUCGCCACCUACGUGGAGAAAGAGAAGCCAGUCCCCGAGGCGGAGGACCACCACACCGACCAGUGGUGGUGCGACCAGGCCCUCUUUGGCCAAAUCUACACCCGCGCUCGCCUGUUUGAGAUUGAGCACGGCCUCCUCGAUGGGCCCCCACUCUCCGAGCGCAGCCCGCCGGUGGUGGUUGACCCCCGUUUUGGCCCCCCUGGGUUCCUCGGUGUGGACCGGCGGUCGGAGAUGGUGGUGCUGGCCCCGGCGAUGGAGCGCAACCCGGCGCUCUUCCACGAUGGCGGUUACCUGGAACGGCAGUUUCCCGAGAGCGCCGGCUUUUGGGUGCGAAACCGGACUCGGUUCCUGCUCGGCGACAACUGGCCGAAAAAGGAGGACAUGGAUUACCUCCAGAUGACACGUGGUGGUGCCUUGGUGACGCCGCCGCUGCUCUGGCGCUCGGCCACGCCGGAAGAUCGCGUGCGCGGCUAUGCGAACGAACAGGAAGAUGACGCGGACACUGUGCACGUACCAUUUAUUCACUACGCCGCCCCAACGAAGCAGCCGCGCUUCUCAGCCCAUCGGAACCACUUCGCGUGGUUGGUGGCAGCUCGCCAUGACCGGCGCGCGCGCGCUGCAGCACGCAACGUACUCUCGAAUGAAGUGGUCGAGUUGUGGAUGAAUAACCAGCGUGUGUUCGUGGAGUAUCUCCACAUGUGUGACGAUCCCAUGUUACUUGCCUCAAGAAAGGCGUAA
Leptomonas pyrrhocoris is the source of this 1839-nucleotide messenger RNA. Its product is annotated as putative expression-site associated protein. The transcript has a single exon. The record is from RefSeq and is a predicted model, not a curated record. The coding region runs from base 1 to 1839 and encodes 612 amino acids. NCBI's taxonomy places the organism in Eukaryota, Euglenozoa, Kinetoplastea, Trypanosomatida, Trypanosomatidae.